Pongo pygmaeus (Bornean orangutan) is the source of this 681-nucleotide messenger RNA. It is a transcript of the gene STATH, whose product is annotated as statherin. The transcript has 6 exons. Gene Ontology annotation, cellular component: extracellular region. Lineage: Eukaryota; Metazoa; Chordata; Mammalia; Primates; Hominidae. Gene Ontology annotation, molecular function: hydroxyapatite binding. Bases 76 to 264 code for a protein of 62 amino acids. Gene Ontology annotation, biological process: defense response to bacterium; regulation of bone mineralization. The record is from RefSeq and is a predicted model, not a curated record.
AUCAUCUCUUGAAGCUUCACUUCAACUUCACUACUUCUGUAGUCUCAUCUUGAGUAAAAGAGAACCCAGCCAACUAUGAAGUUCCUUGUCUUUGCCUUCAUCUUGGCUCUCAUGGUUUCCAUGAUUGGAGCUGAUUCAUCUGAAGAGAAAUUUUUGCGUAGAUUGGGAAGAUACAGUUAUGGGUAUGGCCCUUAUCAGCCAGUUCCAGAAGAACGACUAUACCCACAACCAUACCCACCACCAUACCAACAAUAUGCCUUUUAAUAUCAUCAGUAACUUCAGGACAUGAUUAUUGAGGUUUGAUUGGAAAUACAACUUCUACAUCCAUAUUCUCAUCCUUCAUACCAUAUCACACUACUACCACUUUUUGAAGAAUCAUCAAAGAGCAAUGCAAAUGAAAAACACUAUAAUUUACUGUAUACUCUUUGUUUCAGGAUACUUGCCUUUUCAAUUGUCACUUGAUGAUAUAAUUGCAAUUUAAACUGUUAAGCUGUUUUCAGUGCUGUUUCUGAAUAAUAGAAAUCACUUCUUCUCUAAAAGGAAUAAAUUUCAAGCACAUUCUUACGUGUAUGCUCCUUAUUUUUCUCUUUUCUAUUCAUAGGAGUAAUGAUUUCUUUCAUCAUCUUCUUUCCCAGUUUGACUAGCACAGAUUGAAGCACAUAAUGUCAGAGGUCCUUAUUU